Molecule: messenger RNA, 1059 nt
Organism: Tremella mesenterica DSM 1558
Lineage: Eukaryota; Fungi; Basidiomycota; Tremellomycetes; Tremellales; Tremellaceae
Exons: 1
Coding region: 1-1059 (352 amino acids)
Source: RefSeq, a predicted model, not a curated record
AUGGACGACUCUCCCACAAUUUCAAGCAAACUCAUCCUUCCUCCUGACAUACUUUACGAAAUUGCUCAAAUUCUCAUAGAGCAUGAAGCCCGUCGGACCCUUCUCAGUCUUUGUCUCACCUCAAAAAGGAUGUACUGCCUCACCACCCAAAUACUAUUUGGUCAUACAACCGUGAAACUGGACCGAGACAUGGUAUGCCAUCUACUGCAAUUUCUCUUCGAUUACUUCUCUGGUCCCCACUCGACAAACUGCACGACCGUGGAGGAUCGUUCGCGUCGGGAUAUCUGGGCUCCAGAAUUCAUUACAAGGGACGGACAUACCCGGACGGCGUGGAAAUGUCAAUGGGUGAAUCACUUAUGGAUUCUCGACGUCGAUCUUCUUUGCCUCCCGGAAAUCUCGGGACGGUUUGCGUCCCUUGGCAAUGCUCUCUUUCCUCGCCUCAAUUACUUAAAUCUGGUGACGGAUAGAGAUAGCGACUACAUCGUCAGCUCGGCAUUGAAGAUCGUAGCACCAAGCGGAAGUAUCAGAAGUAUCAGCAUAAUUCGCCCACGAGGAUCCCGGUCAGAGUGGGAUGUCGACGGACUUUGGCCCUUUGUGAAGGAAGGUUUGUACUUUCAAUCGAUGGAGCGCAAGACUGAACGAAUCCUUAUGGUCGAUCAGGAUAUUUGGCGCAUCUUCAGCGACCGCUUCUCUUACGAUCGAAACUCCAAUGAAUACCGAACUCUGUUAAACCUACUCCGCAAAUGGUCUACAAUGAAAAAUAGCAAUGUUGCAAUGACACCCCACCUGGUUGUUAACGUCCGUAGGAGUAAAUUGAAUGGCCAACUUGUGGGAAACGCAGGUCAGCAGUGGGUCCUUCACGCACUAGCCCAACUGGGCCCUGGAACGGAGGAUCUCAAGGAGUUGUCUUGGAGUGACGUGGAGCCCCUCAUACAAUUCAAACUUGUCCACUCAUACGUCUGCAUACUGUGCGGCGCAUGUGGCGUAUCGGCACUAUUCAAACAUCAGAGUGGUCUUUGCCACUGGUGCGUGGCUGAUCACCUUGCGAAGGAAUUUUAA